Molecule: messenger RNA, 2197 nt
Organism: Melanaphis sacchari
Lineage: Eukaryota; Metazoa; Arthropoda; Insecta; Hemiptera; Aphididae
Product: leucine-rich repeat-containing protein 15-like
Exons: 11
Coding region: 250-2019 (589 amino acids)
Cellular component (GO): extracellular matrix
Molecular function (GO): protein binding
Source: RefSeq, a predicted model, not a curated record
CCGAGAUGGUAAAACAGCGGUUUGAAACGAUCCAUAAUAUGUUAAAUUACGCCAGUGAUCUUCGGCCUUUUUGGACUUGAAAACAUUUUACCCGUGAUCUAUCGUUCCAAAAAAAAAAAAAUAAAAAAAAAAAUUGAUUGGAUAAAACUAUUUGGUCUAUAAUUACAACGUAAAUUUGAAGCUUUCGCGUGACACAAAAUCGAGUCGUUGCCACUGAUCUCUGUUUCGGCGGCGGUCAACUAUCGCGUCAUGUCAUUGACGGCGGUGCAAAAAAAACACGGAAAUUCUGGAACCGGAGCCGACAGACGACCGUGGCCGCGCCGGCCGCACGGAGUGGCCGUGACGGCAUUGGCCACGGCAUUGGCGUUGGCCUGGCUACAGUUACCCGCCGCAUUGUUUGGACGGUACAAGGCCGCGGCCGCGGUAAACGGUACGCUGUACGGCGCGGUCGGCUCGCCGCCGUUCGUCCACCCGACGUGGACGGACGUCGGCAAAAACGUUACGGCCGUUGGCCGGGUGGACGUGUGCGCGUUGAACGCCUGCGAGGCGUACGUCAGGAUGCGCGACGACCUGGCCAACGCGGUGCGGCCGAUCAACGACAAGCUGCGAGGUGGCGGGGAAGCCGGUGGAUUGGGAGGCGUGGCCGGCGACAGGGGUGCGGUGCUCGAGGCCAGGCUACAGCAAUUGGACAGGCGACUCCGGUCCGUCGAACAGCCCGUGUGGACAAUCACGUCCGGAGUCUCUCGAUGGAAGCGAUGUAAUCACGGACCGUGCAAGUGCAGAACUGAAACACAUUCGGUGAGCUGUUGGAGAAAGGACUUUGAAGAAAUUCCACCGGGCCAAACGCUGCCUUUCGACGUUAGCGCAAUUGACCUGAGCACCAACAGUAUAGUGUCCCUACACAAAGACACAUUUAAAGGCCUGACAAACCUGACAGAGCUGGACCUAACGGAUAACGAUAUUGACUAUAUACCCACACCCAUUUUCAACACGCUGGAAAACCUCACAAAACUGAGGUUUCACAGGAAUCAUCUGAUCGAAGUGCCAUUAUUGUUCAAAAGAAACACAAAACUGCAAAUAUUAGACAUGUCAAUGAAUCAUAUAAAACAACUACCGGCAACGUUAUUCCAAUCGACAAAAAACUUAGUACUGUUGCAUCUGUACGGCAACGAAAUAGAGGUAUUUCCGAAGUCGAUAUUUAAAGAUCUUAAUAAACUAGAAGAUUUAGAUUUGUCAGCAAACUCGUUGUUAGAGAUAUCGUCUGAUAUAUUUCGAGGCGUGUCGUCGCUCAAAAGAUUGAAAUUGCAAGAAAAUCAACUGCAACAACUACCCUUAGGGGUGUUCGACGACGUAGAGUAUUUAGAAGUCUUGUCCUUGAGAAACAAUCGCAUAUCGUUUAUUCGUCCCGGGCUGUUUAACAACAUGAGGAGAUUGGUAUAUCUAGACCUAACUGAAAACUGGAUAAAUUUACUUAACGGCAACGAGUUCACCGACUUGGUAGCCUUGAACGAACUACAUCUCGGUCAAAAUUAUUUGGAAUUUAUACCGGAACGAACAUUCAAAAAUUUGGCGUCACUAGAAAAACUUUAUCUCUUUUCAAAUAAUAUCCAACAGUUAGACGUCAACAGUUUUUAUGGUUUGAAAAAUCUUUCGUCACUGUUUCUUAACAACAAUAUGUUAAAAAUUAUCGACGACAGGCUUUUCGAGCCAUUGAUGAAUAUCAGAAAAUUACACAUUGACAGUAAUAAAUUCCAAUUUCUACCAAACGACUGUUUCAAUCACCUACCAAAGUUGGAAUCUUUGAAACUCUCAAAGAACCCGUGGCAUUGCGAUUGUACAAUACUAUACUUAGCUAGAUGGUUGCGGGCGAACAGGCAAAAAGUGUGGGAUUCGAAUCCUACGUGCCGCGGUCCCAGGGAUCUGGGUGGCAAGCCCGUCGAAGACAUGACCUUUGAAGACUUGUGCGACGGCCAGUGGGCUAGCAUGGUGAAGCUUACACCUCGCGUACCCAUACGAUAAACGGCUACGGAGGAGAAAGAGACAUAUAUCGUUAUCAUUAAAUACACACACAUACACACACACACACACACACACACACACACAUAUAUAUAUAUAUAUAUAUCAUUAUAAUGUACUGCGCGUAAAAAAAUGGCGAUUGAUUUAAUGGCUUUUUCUUGACAAUCCACGUUCGAGUAUA